CCAAAUCCGCUAGAUUACUGGACCCCGUGCCUCGCCAAGGGAAAGAAGAUUGUUUUACCAUACCAACGGUGUUUUUAUUCGCUAUAUAUACAUUCAAGAGACUUUGGGCGAUCGAAAUUCAAGUUCAUGGAUAUAAUUAUUUGGAAGGGUUGUUUCUUUACCUUCUCUAUCUGCUCUUUGGUUGAGGAAAGAGCCCUGCCGCAUGCGUUGUCAGGCCAGUGUUGGUUGUUCUGAGUUAAGGAACAACAGCAGCUUCCCGUGCUUACUUUGCACUGUGGAAGUCUAUUCUUUGGACGGAAAUACAAUGCCAGGAGACAUCAAUGUGAAUAUUGUUGUUGUAAGAAUCAACAAUAGCCCAUGAUGUGGACUGAACUUCAUUUUGUUAUGGGAUAACGGUGAUAUCGUUGCCAUAAUAACGGGUUGAUCAAGAAUGAUUUGAGUUUAACAGUAUUUGAAAGAAUUCUGAAUUGUUAUAAUACUGUAACAUAUUGAAUAUGCCACCUCAGGGUCUGCUUGACUCACAAGAACACACCAAGGGACCUAAGUAAACACAACAAUUCAAGUCCUAUGCAGUAGAAUGCACUGGUGAUCUUCGUAUUGCUGGAUAUUCAUUCCUUUGUCAACUAUCUAUCUGAAGAAGGCAGGCUUGAAAAUGGCAUCCUUUUUCAAUUUCCGUAAAAUCUUUAAAUUGGGUGCUGAGAAGAAGAAGAAACAGUAUGAGCAUGUCCACAGAGAUGAGAACCCAGAGGAGAUAUGGGAGAUCAUUGGAGAACUGGGGGAUGGAGCCUUUGGAAAAGUCUACAAGGCCCAGAACAAGCUGACAGGCAUUCUGGCUGCAGCUAAAGUGAUCGAUACCAAGACGGAGGAGGAGCUGGAGGACUAUAUGGUAGAGAUCGAUAUCCUGGCCUCCUGCGACCAUCACAACAUAGUGAAGCUGCUGGACGCCUUCUACUACGACAGCAAGCUAUGGAUCCUGAUAGAGUUCUGUGCAGGUGGAGCGGUGGAUGCCGUCAUGCUGGAGCUAGAGAGGCCCCUGACGGAGCCCCAGAUCCGGGUGGUGUGUAAGCAGACCCUCCAGGCCCUCCUCUACCUCCAUGACAACAAGGUGAUCCACAGAGACCUGAAGGCUGGGAACAUCCUGCUAUCCCUGAACGGAGACGUCAAACUGGCUGACUUUGGUGUGUCAGCCAAAAACACCAAAACACUACAGAGGAGAGACUCUUUCAUCGGGACGCCAUACUGGAUGGCCCCGGAGGUGGUGAUGUGUGAGACAUUUAAGGACCGGCCGUACGACUACAAGGCUGACAUCUGGUCCCUGGGAGUGACUCUGAUCGAGCUGGCCCAGAUCGAGCCUCCCAACCACGAGAUGAACCCUAUGAGAGUCCUGCUGAAAAUAGCCAAGGCUGAUCCUCCUACCCUGAUGCAGCCGUCACGCUGGUCUCCAGAGUUCAGUGAUUUCCUAAGAAAGUGUCUGGAUAAGAAUGUGGACAACAGAUGGAAUGUGGCACAACUUCUACAGCAUCCAUUUUUGAGUACUGUGACAGACAGCAGACCGUUGAGGGAGCUGAUUGCUGAAGCAAAGGCUGAGGUUUAUGAGGAGAUUGAGGAACACAAGGAGGAAGAGGAGGAGGAGGAAGGAGAGACUCAACGGGGUCACAAACGUGCACUGUCCGAUGCCAGCGUUGCCAGCUCGGAGGAUGAGAAAUUCCCUCAGUCUCCCUCAGCUUCCAUCUUGGAGUCUUUACCGGAGAAGGCUGAACCGGUUAUCCCAACACCACAGAUAGUUGAAAAGAUCCCUGAACCAAGUGUCGUCAAGCCAGAGGAGAACCAUGUUGUGGACACUAGCUUCGUUGAGGAGCCCACUGCCCCUGCAGAAGUAGAGAAAAUGGAUGAGACCCUUAAUGUUUCAAUAAAUGGAGAGACAACAGAAACCAGUGAGAAACUAGUGGAGGUGAAGGAAGAGGAGGAGAAUGUUCCAGAAAUAUCAGAGGUUACCCCAACAGAACCCAGUGAGAUAGCUUCUUCAGAACCAGCUCAGAAACCAGCAGAGCCCCACCCAGAAGGAACCAUUUCCAAUGCUGAAGUCACCACAGUAGACAAGGAGAUGGAACAACUGGCCAUAUCCAAUCAGGAUGAAAAGGAAGUGGACACAGCCGAGGUCCAGACGAUUGAGGUCACCGCAGAGGCCAAGGACGAGCCAACGGAAGACAAGAUGGAAGUUGAGGAGGAACCAGCUAACGAGGAGCCUAGCAGGGAAGCAAAGGUUACCGUGACAACCCCAGAGGAGACUCCUGCAUCUCCGGCAGUCCAGAAAGAGGAGGAAGGAAAGAGAGUGGUGUAUAAGCCAACUGCGGAGGAGACAGGGACUCCAGUGAAGUCUAAGGAUGAGAAGGAGAGGGAUUCGGACUCUGGGAGUAGUUCUGCUGCAGAUAACGGCAGCAUAGACAUGAACCUCUCCAUCUCCAGCUUCCUGACCAAAACCAAGGAGCCAGGAACCCUCUCCAUACAGGAAACCAAGCGCCAGAAGAAGACACUGAAGAAGACCCGUAGGUUCAUGGUGGAUGGAGUCGAGGUUAGCGUGACGACGUCGAAGAUCAUCACCGAUAAUGACACCAAGAAUGAGGAGAUGAGGUUCCUCAGGCGUCAGGAGCUGAGGGAGCUACGUUUCCUGCAAAAGGAGGAACAGAGGGCCCAGCAGCAGCUCAGCAAUAAACUGCAGCAGCAGAAAGAACAGAUAUGCCGCCGCUUCGAACAGGAGACGACCAGUAAGAAGCGCCAGUACGACCAGGAAGUGGAGAACCUGGAGAGACAGCAGAAGCAGACCAUCGAGAGGCUGGAGCAGGAGCACACCAACCGGCUGAGGGACGAGGCCAAGCGCAUCAAGGCCGAGCAGGACAAGGAGCUGUCCAAGUUCCAGAACAUGCUCAAGAACCGCAAGAAAGAGGAGCAGGAGUUCCUGCAGAAACAGCAGCAGGAGCUGGACUGUGCCCUGAAGAAGAUCAUCCAGCAACACAAACACGAGCUGGCCACCAUCGAGAGAGACUGUCUCAACCACAAACAACAGCUCCUCAGAGCACGGGAAGCAGCUAUGUGGGAGCUGGAAGAGCGUCACCUACAGGAGAAACACCAGUUGUUUAAACAACAGCUCAAAGACCAGUACUUCAUGCAGAGACACCAGCUGCUCAAGAGACAUGAGAAGGAAAUGGAGCAGAUGCAGCGCUACAACCAGCGUCUCAUCGAGGAGAUGAAGAACAGGCAGACUCAGGAGAGGGCCCGCUUACCCAAGAUCCAGCGCAGCGAGGCCAAGACACGAAUGGCCAUGUUCAAGAAGAGCCUCCGAAUCACUGGGGGCCCCAUCACACCCGAGCAGGAGAGGGAGAAGGUCAAACAGUUUGCAGCCCAGGAGGAGAAGAGGCAGAAGAAUGAGAGGCUCCACCAGCACCAGAAACAUGAGAACCAGAUGAGAGACCUGCAACUGCAGUGUGACGCCAACGUCAGGGAGCUGCAGCAGUUACAGAAUGAGAAGUGCCACCUCCUGAUAGAGCAUGAGACCCAGAAGCUAAAGGAGCUGGAUGAAGAGCACAGCCUGGAGCUGAAGGAGUGGAGGGAGAAACUACGACCCAGGAAGAAGGCUCUGGAGGAAGAGUUUGCCAGGAAGCUUCAGGAGCAGGAGGUCUUCUUUAAGAUGAGUGGAGAGUCAGAGUGCCUUAACCCCUCAGCCCAGAGCCGCAUCUCCAAGUUCUACCCCAUCCCCAGUGUCCACUCCACUGGCUUCUAGAGGUUAACCCUAUCAUGGCACUCCGGAUGGACAUAAACAUAUAUGCACACCCACAUAUUGAAGGCACACACAACACACGAUGAACAGAUAUACACACUCCGGAUGGAUACACACACACACACACACACACACAAAUAGACGGGCACACACACACACACUAAUAAGACUGAGCCUCUGCUGCCUUGCCCCGUCUCCGCUGAUGAUAAUCAGGGGGACGAAGGGGGAUAUCUCCAAGGGGUGUGUUUGUACCCCUCUAAGGGUGUGUGUACCCAUCUAUCGGUUUCUGGAAGAGGAUGGGACAGUACCCCUCAAGCUACAGACUGUGUUAAUCAUGAAGACCCUUUUAAUGGUGAUCUGUUAUAUAAUUUACCCCUUUUUCAUUGUAUAGGGUCGUGUUCAGUCGGGCACACCGUAGCAAAAGUUUGAAUCUGUGUUCUUAUUGUAGAAGUAGUACCUCCCCGUUUCACUCCAUUUCAAAACGUUUUCCACUGACUGAACACAACACGUUUUAUUAUUACUGUCUUAUAGCUUCCUCUUUUGAAAUGAGUUAUGAAGGAGAUUCCUGACAUUAUGCAUUUUCAAAUUCGAUACUUUGGCACCAUGUUACUCCAAUCCUUGCCUCUAAGUCACUAAAGUGUCUCAGGCAGAUUUAGUAUUUUAAUUGCUGAUUCUUUUUAAUUUGUGAAUCUUAUUUUUUUCUUGAAUAAUCUAGUGCCUGAAUAAUUUUAUUUAAAUGGACUGGCUUUUCAAAUGUAAGCUUCCUCUGAUAAAACAAUUGCUGCUCGAUUUUUAUUUCAUUAGUUAUUUGCACUAAAUAAAAAGGAUAAAGUAAAAUGUUAUACCACUGAAGUCCAGUAUAAUGUACUUAUAUAUUCAAUAUCUAUGGUGAUGUUUGAGAGAGCUAAUGAUAUGAUAAGAAUGUACUUUUGGUUAAAGAUGAGCAGCACAUUUUUUAUAAUGAAUUUUGACAUAGGCAUGAUAUAUUUUAUAUGCAUCACACAUAUCUUCAUAAGAUAUUGAAUUUAGUUUCCAAUGGACUAGGGAGUGACUGCCUGAAGUUGUGCAUGGAUUUGAAUGCAAGUUCAACUUCUUAUGCUAUAAUUAUGGUAUCAAAUGUUAUUUUUUGGAGCUUAUAAACAACAGUUUGGGAUUUCUAUCUUGUCGGAAAUGGUUCCUUUCUUCUAGCCUGGGAGUCCAAACUGAAUCACUACUUUCACUGUUGUUUUACUUACGGAGUGAUUCGGUUGAGAUUCUCAGGCUAGUAUCUUUCUUCAGGUUUCAUGAGCAUGCCUUUCAUCUUCAGCACAACUCUUGAGAUUUGUUUUGCUCUUUUUGUAAUUUGGCGUAGUCGGCAAGUGCCCAUUUUGUUUUAGCAUAUCAAGGAGGGGGUAUUAAAAUGGUGUUUGUUUAUAUCCAGACAGAGACAAGGUUUUCACUGUGGUUGCUGAAAUGGCGUUGUUAUAUAAUUCGAUAGAAAUCUUUGAGGACCUAUAAGGAGGUCUGUUUUGUUAAACUUUCAUGGCAAUUUUUGGUAUGUCUGUGUAUUAUUUUAAAAAUUGCCUCCCAGUAAUAAGGUAUUAUUUCAUUACCAUAUUCAUCAGUUGACCUGCAUGGCUUUUGGGUUUGUUUGUAAGGAAAUUAUGAUACUGUUUUAUUAUCAUUCAUACUAGCUAAUAGCCUUAAUGUUUUCAACAAAAUGUAUGAAGAUAUGGUAUUCAUGUUGUGGCCCUCUGUGUAGUUAUUUUAAUCAGACUUAGUUCAAAUCCCGCCCCAAGUGAUCUUUAUAUUCGUAUAGCCUACAGUAUCAUAUUCAAAUGUUUGGUUCAUUACUUAUUUAAUCUAAAGAUAAUGAAUGACGUUAUCAUGAGUUUAACAGUUUUGAUAACAUUUUCAGAACUACAGUUUUACCCUAUUUUAUCAUAGAUAUGCACCUUCAAUACAGUUGAAAAUAAUUUGUUAAAAAGGAACUGUUGGACCUGACUGGUUUAGGCCAUCAUGACCUCUGAUUGGUCUAUUUGUCAUCUCGCCCUUUUCUGAUUGGCUUCAGGAACAACAAUCAAUCAAUGCUAUUUUAUUUUAAUUGGUCUGUAAUAGUGGCAAAUAAAGACAAAACAUCAUACACAAUGAAGGAGUGCUGUGCACCUUUCACAAAAUGAAGAUACUCUGCCAGUAGCUAUUUAUGUGGAAAUGUAUCUUUACUAAAGUACAGUAUUGUAGUUUCCUCAAUUGUCAAAAAGUUCAUUUCAAAUCUGAAAUUUAAGCUGAAUUGAAAAUAUAAUUGAAUACCAAUCAUAUCACUAUGUGUUAUGUUAUUAGUGUCAUGAUUUCAUUCUGAUUUUCACAUUGUAUCAUGAUUGAUUUCAGAAUGUUGUUUGAAAUUGAACUACCAUGAUAAAAGCAUGUGCAUUUUUAAGACGAGUUUACUUUAUAGUUUAUAGAAUGCCUAUGUACUGUAGAUUUGCAUUGUUCUGUAAAUAAACAAUUUCCUGUAUACAA
Coregonus clupeaformis (lake whitefish) is the source of this 6274-nucleotide messenger RNA. RefSeq names its product serine/threonine-protein kinase 10. The coding region runs from base 653 to 3778 and encodes 1041 amino acids. The transcript is spliced from 18 exons. Gene Ontology annotation, biological process: protein phosphorylation. The record is from RefSeq and is a predicted model, not a curated record. Lineage: Eukaryota; Metazoa; Chordata; Actinopteri; Salmoniformes; Salmonidae. Gene Ontology annotation, molecular function: ATP binding; protein binding; protein serine/threonine kinase activity.